This is a messenger RNA of Rodentolepis nana, 303 nucleotides long. The record is from the annotation of a GenBank genome assembly. Lineage: Eukaryota; Metazoa; Platyhelminthes; Cestoda; Cyclophyllidea; Hymenolepididae.
AUGUCAUCUGGUGAUGCUGGUUUCAAUGAAGAGGACGUGAUGAAAUAUUUACGCCCUAAACCUCGAAAUGAAAAGCUGUUUGAAGGGCUGAAAGAUAUAUUCGAUGACGUCGAGCCAAUUCUCAUCGGCUACAACAUCUGCCCUUUCAGCUGUCCAACGCCGACUCAAACUCCACCCCCUUCUCCACCUCCAUCUCCUCCUCCAUCUCCACGUCGUGAAUGUGGCAAUGAUAAGGUGGAAGAGGCAACGAAGAUUGGAGGCAGCGGUGAUGCCCCUGACAUGGACAAAUCCGAAGGUGUCUGA